Colletotrichum spaethianum is the source of this 738-nucleotide messenger RNA. RefSeq lists its product as uncharacterized. The record is from RefSeq and is a predicted model, not a curated record. Lineage: Eukaryota; Fungi; Ascomycota; Sordariomycetes; Glomerellales; Glomerellaceae. Bases 1 to 738 code for a protein of 245 amino acids. The transcript has a single exon.
AUGUCCGAGAUCAAGACCAUCGCCUUCUUCGGCGCCUCCGGCGGCUGCGGCCUCGCGGCCCUCAAACACGCCCUCGCCGCCGGCCGGACCUGCAUCGCGCUGUGCCGCAACCCUUCCAAGCUCACCGACGUCCUGCCCCCGGCCGAGCACCCCAACCUCGUCGUCAAGCAGGGCAACGCGCACAACGCCGCCGACGUCGCCGCGUGCCUCGUCAGCCCGGCCGACCCCGCGCGCCUCGUCGACGCCGUGAGCUCCAGCAUCGGCAGCCCGCUCCACGUCGCCCGGAUGACGGUCGAGGACCCGGACGUGUGCAAGAACGGCGCCGCGGCGCUGCUGUCGGCGCUGGCAACGCUCCGGGCGCGGGGAGUCGAGGGGCAGCCGCGGCUGGUCGUGGUCUCGACGACGGGCAUCUCGGCGCACGCGCGGGACGUGCCGCUGCUGCAGGUGCCCAUGUACCACAUCCUGCUGCGGGCGCCGCAUGCCGACAAGAAGGCCAUGGAGCAGAGGGUCGCGGCGAGCGGCGAGGACUACACGUUUGUGCGGCCCGCGUUCCUGAGCGACGGCGCCGUGCCGGAGCGGGCGAUCCGCGUGGGCGUGGAGGACCCGGAGAACGGCGUCGAGAGCAGCGCUGUGGGGUACGGGAUCUCGAGGGAGGACGUUGGGCGGUGGAUUUUCGAGAACGUGCUGAGGGAUGGAGGGAGGGAGUAUGCGAGGAAGGCUGUUUCUAUUACUUGGUGA